AUGACACCACCAGGCUCAAUUCUCGUGACAGGCGCCAACGGCGGCCUUGGAUCUGCUAUUGUCGCUCAUAUAGUAAAAGACGCGCAUUUGGCAAAAUAUACCGGAUUAUACUCUGUCAGGAUUGCCGAUUCGGCGACUCAGCUGAGUGCUGCUCUGGCCAAGGCGCCCGAUACUCAUCACCAUGAGACACUGGAGGUGGAUCUUGCUUCAAUAGCCAGUGUAAAAAGCCUCGCCAUGGAUAUCAAUAAUCGUGUUUCCAAAGGAGAGUUAGCCCCAAUACGGGCCCUGAUUCUCAAUGCUGGAUACCAAGAUCACCUUGCUCUGACCAUGACAGACGAUGGUUUUGAAACCACAUGGCAGGUGAACUACCUGGCCAAUUUUAUCCUCACCCUUCUAUUGCUAGAGAGUAUCGAUAAGAAGAACGGCACGAUUCUCUUUGUUGCAAGUUGGGCUCAUGACGUCGAUGACGCCAGAAAUGAGACAGGAGGCUUCGCCCCAUACAAAGAUCCAAAGUGGCGGGACAUGUUUCCCAGCCCAGAGCUUUUAGCUAGCGGCAAUUGGAGCACGCCUGCAGAUGAAUCCGGUCCCUAUCCAGGUCAACGUCGAUAUGGAGCUAGUAAGUUGUGUGCUGUGAUGCAUAUGCAUGAACUGGCCGAGCGAAUCGCUAGAGACCAGUCCCUAUCAGGCAUUUCUGUUGUUGGCCUUGAUCCUGGCGGCAUGGGGACAGGUCUUACUCGGAAGAGCAGUCUUAAGAUGAGGCUGAUGAUGAAGGCUAUUCCGCUUUUCGCCGCAUACACGGUAGGUUCUGAUCCUAACGGUACACUGCGUCCUACAUGGAAGAGCGCCGCAGAUGUUAUCCGAGCUUGCUUUGAGAUAGAUCUCCCCAAAGAUAAAGCACUCUAUCUCAAUGGGACAGACCAGAUCGAGACAGCAAAGGAUUCCAAGGACUCUUUGAAGAGAAAGCAGUUGUGGGAAUACGGAGUCAAAGUGACCGGUAUCGGACCCAACGACACAGCUCUACAUGAACUGUCAUAA
Molecule: messenger RNA, 1035 nt
Organism: Pochonia chlamydosporia 170
Lineage: Eukaryota; Fungi; Ascomycota; Sordariomycetes; Hypocreales; Clavicipitaceae
Product: short-chain protein
Exons: 4
Coding region: 1-1035 (344 amino acids)
Source: RefSeq, a predicted model, not a curated record